This is a messenger RNA of Sphaerodactylus townsendi, 3992 nucleotides long. It is a transcript of the gene SYT4, whose product is annotated as synaptotagmin 4. The transcript has 4 exons. Bases 295 to 1572 code for a protein of 425 amino acids. The record is from RefSeq and is a predicted model, not a curated record. Gene Ontology annotation, cellular component: axon; membrane; synapse. Gene Ontology annotation, biological process: regulation of dopamine secretion; calcium-ion regulated exocytosis; cellular response to calcium ion. Gene Ontology annotation, molecular function: clathrin binding; phosphatidylserine binding; SNARE binding. NCBI's taxonomy places the organism in Eukaryota, Metazoa, Chordata, Lepidosauria, Squamata, Sphaerodactylidae.
CUGUUAGUCAGAAGAUCCAAACCACAGGACAAGGGCUCACGAAUCACUGUGCAGAAGGGAAGGACUAAGCUACACCCUCCCUCUCCACCCCCCCCCCCUCUCUGCUCAGACCUCCUCCUCUUCUUAAUACCUCCCUGGCCGUGCAAGGUUGUGUUUUCAUCACGUUUGAAAACAAGGCACCCUUUUGGCUGGGCUUUUUAUCUUCUUCUUCUUCCUCCUCUCUGGCUCCCUGAGAGGCUGAGCGAUCGGGAAGAGUGUUUUUCAGCACCUCGGAGAGCGCUCGAAGCAUACAACAUGGCUCCGAUCACAGCCAGCAGAGAAGAAUUUGAUGAAAUUCCAACAGUGGUUGGAAUCUUCAGUGCCUUUGGGCUGGUCUUCACCAUCUCUCUUUUUGCUUGGAUCUGCUGCCAACGCAAAUCUUCCAAAUCCAACAAGACCCCUCCGUACAAAUUUGUCCACGUGCUGAAAGGGGUUGAUAUUUAUCCCGAGAACCUCAACAGCAAGAAGAAGUUUGGGGCAGAUGACAAAAACGAAGCCAAAGCCAAGGCCGUGAUGCCAAAGAGCUCUCUUCACCUCGACUUGGAAAAACAAGACCUGAACGGCAACUUUCCCAAAACGAUCCCCAAAAUCCCCAGCUCCUCUGAUCUUGAGAACUUCACUCCAAAACUCUUUCCAGAGAGAGAAAAAGAUUCAAUAUCCCCCGAUAGCCUGAAGUCCACAACUUCAAUAUCUUCCGAAGAGAAACCAGAUAAAUUAGGGACUCUGUUCUUUUCUAUUGAGUACAAUUUCGAGAAGAAAGCAUUCAUGGUGAACAUCAAGGAAGCGCAUGGCUUGCCAGCCAUGGAUGAGCAGUCAAUGACUUCCGAUCCAUACAUCAAAAUGACAGUACUCCCCGAGAAGAAACACAAGGUGAAAACGCGAGUGCUCAGGAAGACCUUAGAUCCCGCCUUUGACGAGACCUUUACAUUUUAUGGGAUCCCUUAUACUCAAGUUCAAGAUCUCAGCCUUCACUUUAUGAUCCUGAGUUUCGAUCGGUUUUCCCGAGACGACAUCAUUGGAGAAGUCCUCUUUCCUCUCUCAGGGAUCGAAUUGUCUGAAGGAAGAAUGCUGAUGAACAAGGAAAUCAUCAAAAAGAAUGUUAGGAAAUCCUCCGGGCGUGGGGAGUUGCUGAUUUCUCUCUGUUACCAGUCCACGACGAAUACUCUCACUGUGGUUGUUUUAAAAGCCAGGCACCUACCCAAAGCAGAUAUUUCAGGAUUAUCAGACCCCUAUGUCAAAGUGAACCUCUAUCACGCCAAGAAAAGGAUUUCCAAAAAGAAAACCCAUGUCAAAAAGUGUACCCCCAAUGCCGUGUUCAAUGAACUUUUUGUCUUCGACAUUCCUUGCGAAGGCCUCGAGGAGAUCAGCAUCGAGUUCUUGGUCUUGGAUUCCGAUAGGGGGUCCCGGAAUGAAAUCGUUGGCCGUUUAACCUUGGGGGCUUCUGCAGAAGGAACAGCCGGAGAACACUGGAAGGAAAUCUGCGAGUUCCCUAGGAGACAGAUUGCCAAAUGGCACGCGUUGUGCGACGGCUAGCGGCUCGACAGGGAGUUGGAUGGGACUUUUUGAUGAAAAUUCCAUAGGCAAGGAUCAAUUUUCUUUCUUUGCAAUGUGUAAUUGCGGGCUUAUGACAAAAAAAUAUACUUUUUGUUGUUGAGACUGAAUUGAAUGAUCAGAUGUUAACUACAUUUUCUCAUUCCGUAAAGUCUUUUUUUUUUUUUUGCAAGCUAUAAGAACUUGACGUAAUUUCAUCAGAGGUCCGUAUUCUGCUGAAGUUUACACAGCGAUAGAGACACACAAUGCUGUAAACAUAAUUAAGAAGUCUUUUUCGAUGGCAAAAGUCACCAGGAGUCCCAGAUUACUGCUGUCACCCUGAUGACAAUAACCUCAUUAGUAGAUGUUGCUAGACCUAGACACAUCUGUGUUUCAUAAAGCUGAAAAACGAAGCUGAAUGAAUGGGAUCGGGGUGGAAUGUAUCUUUCGGCUUCAGAAAAAACCUUAUCCCAUGAAAAUUCAACCACUUUUCUCCCCCCCACCCCCCGAAAAAAGGUUGGGUACCUGAAAACUCACACCACUUUUUGUCCAAUAUUUGCCUUGCAUAUCACCCUGCCCCCGCUUUGAUGGGCAACCCAUGUGAUAAACGUGUUGAUUUUGAAAAGGAGAGAGAUGCCAUUACAUGAAACAGACACGUGAGAAAAAAGAACUCUGAGGGCAUCUCCGAAAACAGUUCAUUUUGUUUCACAAAGGGCUUUGAGGAAGAUGUAAGGAAACGGACAUUUGACAGGAGGAUCAAGAUUCGUGCUUUAAGUAUCGGCUAUGAUUUUUUUAUAGAAUAGAUACGUAUUGGAGGUUGGGUCCGAAAAUACACAUCAAACAUUUCAAACCAAGGGUAACCCAAGUGUAAUCCUUGGUAUGUUUUGAAAUAGCCUUCCAGUGCCAAAAUGGAAGUUGUUUACUGUACAUUUCUAUCUGUUUUGUUGGCCAGAUCCCGGCUGGAAUGUACCUGGACAUUUUGGGUGGUGGAACUUGACGAGGGCAGGAUUUGUGGAAGGGGGGGACUUCUAUAGGGUAUUAUCGCCAUAGAAAAUGGCCAUUGUCUUCCAAAGUGGCCAUUUUCUUCAGGUGAACUAUCUCUGUUGCCUGCAGAUGAGUUACAAUAGCAGGAGUUCUCCAGUUACCUCCUGUGGAUUGGCAACCCAUUUGUUACACUAAGAACAAAAGUGGGAAGGUGAGAAGGGUUAAAAAAUUAAAAUAAAAACAACAUAAAUGCAAAGCACCGAUCCUUCAAAGACUUACCAGAAGGCAAAGUCUUAGCAGAAACAGGCUCACUGAUAGCUUUAUACCUCAUGCUAAUUUGACAUGUAAACAAGCUGUAGGGAUUCACUUAGCUUCACUGCAUUCAUAUCACUGGCCAAUUGUGUUGAAAGUGGAAGGGGUGGGGGUAGGGAUAGAAGCGGGGGCAGGGGUGGGGGCGGGGGCGGGCAAGCUCAUGUAUAUUCUUCAUUUGGGGCCAAACAUGCAUGCAUACAUAGUACGAUCAAUUUUUUUUGUCCGACUGGGGGAUCAGUUGUGUAAUAUAAGCCCCCUUCUCAUAAUUUGGGGUUGAUCAGAUCUGACCCAAGACCUGCCAAGGGAUUCGUUGCUUUUUUUGGCUGACAACAAACUCAAGCAGGUUUGGGGGCCGUGCUCAACUUGGCAGGUCACAGGUUGUGUGGGUCCACACAAAACGAUACCCCCCCCCCCCGUUGGGGACCCAUGAGACGUAUUCCAAUGUUUACAUUCGAAAGCAUUUUUGAAGUUGGCAGAUUAGCACAAUUGCGGCUGGAAAGUUUCCUAUGCUAUGCUUUGCAGGCGGAGACUUGGUCUUGGAGUGAGUCUUCAUUCCAGUAUUGCAUUCCCUUCUAUGUGAGUGGUUCUUUUUUUUUAGCAAGUCCAUGGGAGGUACGCAAGUGGAAAACGAAGCAGGAAAAUCAUCCCUCAUCUGUGUGGAUUUUCCUGCAGACACCAGCUAGCAGAGGUCUAGCAGUCUAGUGGCAGGAUCUUUCCUGCAAAUGCCACGUCUGGCAUGACAUUUUCCAGACGUAUCUUCAGGGAUGUCAUCCCAAAUGAACUCUGAUGGACUCGAAGCUCACGCGAGAGGCUUAGGAACAGAGUUCCCCUCUGCCAAAACGUUGCGGAUUCUCCCUUUUCUUGGUGGGUAGAAGUUUGUUUAGAGGACAGGACGACCAGACCUGUUAAAGAAUCAGGAAGGAUAAGGUGCUCCAGUUUUUUCCGCUAUUCCCACGAUCUCACUGCAGCACCUUACUGCUCAAAUAGUCCUGGUUAUGUGUUGGAGGUGGGGAGGUGCUGAUUCCAGCAAAGCGGAAGGGCUCAGGAUGGCGUGCCAAAGAAUGGCUGCAUUAACAAUGACCAAUGCAGGACACAAUGAUGUCCACGUGACAUGACCAACUCUGGCA